Lentinula edodes (shiitake mushroom) is the source of this 2061-nucleotide messenger RNA. RefSeq names its product uracil phosphoribosyltransferase-domain-containing protein. Gene Ontology annotation, cellular component: cytoplasm. The transcript is spliced from 2 exons. The record is from RefSeq and is a predicted model, not a curated record. Lineage: Eukaryota; Fungi; Basidiomycota; Agaricomycetes; Agaricales; Omphalotaceae. Bases 1 to 2061 code for a protein of 686 amino acids. Gene Ontology annotation, molecular function: magnesium ion binding. Gene Ontology annotation, biological process: L-serine biosynthetic process; dephosphorylation.
AUGUCCUGUCAUAUCGACAACAUACCGACAGGUCGUAUUCCUGCGUCCGUGCUCAAGAAGCCAACAGUUGUGGGACUGUAUGGAGUCUCCGGCUGUGGAAAAAGCUUCCUGCUCAAAGAGCUCAAGGAAGAACUUGGUGAACAAGAAUUCGAUUAUCACGAAGGCGCGGCCGUGAUUUCACGCCUCGUUCCCGGAGGCCUCAGUGCUUUCCAGAAGAUGGAAUAUCGCGAGAAAACUGUCUGGCGCGAACGCGCUAUUGACCAGAUCCAGGAGGACUGCACAAUCAGUGGACGAGUCGCAUUAGUUGCAGGACACUUCAUGUUUUGGGAUGAAUAUGAUAAGACCCCACAGUUAGGUUGGACAGAGCACGACCAAACAACGUUCACUCACAUCCUAUAUCUCCAUGUUCCUCCCGACGUUAUUGCACAGCGCCGGAUGAACGACUCUAAUCGAGCUCGCUCGUCCAUCUCAGAUGAGCAUCUAAGAAAAUGGCAGCAGGCCGAAUGUGAUCAAUUACGUCUGGUUUGCCUUGAGCAUAAAAUCUUGUUCUCGAUCGUGCCUCCGAGUCGUCACAAAAUCGCGAAGCUCUUGCGGAAUUUUCAACGCAAUACGGAGGAGUACAAUCUCUCUUGUGCUCGAGACAGGCUGGACGAAGUUGUUCGAGAAGUUGCUGGCCCAGGGAAGCUGAAGACGACGCUAGUGAUGGACGGUGACCGGACAUUAAUUGCUGAAGACACUGGCGCGCUUUUCUGGCGCCUAUUCAACAAAACGGUCAAAGAUGCCACUGAAAACACAGGGGGAGGGAAAGAUCCUUUGAAGGAAUUAUUCAGUGGUCCAUUUGGGUACUCGUACGCUGCCUUUGUUCAGGCAGCCCUGCUUUACGAAGAAGUGGACGAGAAACAAUUCGACGAUUUUUGCGAAGAAGUUGCUUCUGCUGUGACUGUGCACCCAGAGUUUGUGUCAUUGUUGGUGCAAGCGGCAGAGUGCAAAGUGGGAGCGGUGAUUAUCACGUGUGGGUUAGGACUGAUUUGGGAAAAAAUUCUGAAGAAAACAGGACUCUCGGAGACGGUGAAGGUAAUCGGCGGCGGUCGCAUCAGGGACCAUCUUAUUAUCACUGGUGAAGUAAAGGCCGCAUUGGUGGCCCGAUUGAGGACGGCGCAUGGCAUGUAUGUCUGUGCAUUUGGGGAUAGUGUAUUAGAUUUGCCGAUGCUUAAGGGAGCUAGUCAAGCCAUCGUAGUGGUUGGAGAGGAACGACACAGGAGUCACAGAAUGGACGACGCAUUGCUGAAGGCUAUCGACGAUGAAGGGCUUCAAGCAUGCCAGGUGUUGCUGCCCAAGACAGCAUCAGCACGACUUGAUGUUGUAAAGCUUCCACUAGUGAGCAUAACCGAGGGCCGCUUUCUGGACUCCCUUGUAUCUCGCCUUCCUUGCCGGAUCCAUAUUCUUCAUGCGACAAACAAAAAUCCAGCGAAGCUUCUCAUGUCUGGAAUGCGGGAUGCGCGAGUUGCCGGACCUGCCUUGCGCGAAGUACACCGUCGUGUCGGCUGGUAUCUGACAACAGAGUUUGUAUCUGAGUUGAUCGGACUAGAAGAGUACCCAAUCCCACAUGUGCAGGGCCCUCAAACACAGGCGAAUGGACAUCGGCUUCGCGACGAAAAUAGAAUUUUGAUUGUAGCACUCAUGCGAGGCGGUGAGCCCAUGGCUCUUGGUGUCAGUGAAGCUCUACCACUUGCUCCUUUUCUCCAUGCGAAAUACCCAGAGGAUGUCGAGAACCGUCAUGUGGAAGACCAAAAAACCGUAAUUCUAGUCGACUCGGUAGUCAACAGUGGAAAGACAGUGGUAGAAUUUGUGCGACACAUUCGCAAACUGCAUGCAACUAUUCGCAUUCUUGUGGUCGCCGGUGUGAUACAGGCCGACUCCCUUGCCCCAGGUGGCGCUCUUGCCCAGAUACCGACCACAGAAAUUGGUUUCAUUUCUCUUCGGCUGUCGGACAACAAGUUCACUGGAAAAGGAACUACGGACACUGGCAAUCGCUUAUUCAAUACAACCUACUUGCAGUAA